AUGUGGAGAUACUUGAAGAGACGAGAAGAUGCUGGUAAUUCCUGUGGACGAGAUGAUGAAUUCCUCGUAUUUACAGUAGAAGCGGAACAGAUAGUUUGGAGAAAGUUGCUCACGUUAAAGGCUAUGUUGCACUUCUUUAGUCAAUUAACCUAUGAUUAUGCGUCACUUUCUUUUAUAUGUCCACCUUCACACACAUCACGAAAAAAAAGCUUAUUGAUCUUUGAUGAGGAUAUUCGAGGCGAUCGACUCAUUCCAAGCGAUUAUAAAAUUAACUUUUUAAAAGAUCAAGAAUGUAAAUUACUUUGUAAAAAAGCUUGGAGUGUUGAAGAUGCUAUUCAAGUAAGCGAUUUAAUUUCAAAUAAUUAUCAAGUAGAAUGGAUAUUAGAUGGUUUAAUUGGUUCAACUGUUUCUUAUACAAAUGAAGCCCCUGAACAUAAUUAUCGAAUUGGAUUUCCAUUGGGUUUUAAAAAGGGAGAGAACACAUAUAUCAAUAAUCAUGUCAUUUUUCAAGUACUUUAUACCGAGAAAGGCGAUAUUACAGGCUUCGAAGUUUAUCCUGACUCAAUUGCAGAAGGAGACUGUAUGAAAAAUUCAGUAGAUUAUGAACAUCAAGAAGUAACAGGUAGAAGAGGACAAGUCAUAUUUACUUAUUCUGUAAAAUGGAAGCAAGUAAAGAAUGCUAAACGUUGGCAGAAUUAUAUUAUACCACAUCCUGUCGGAUAUAGUUUCUGGAAUGGACUGACUGUUGAUAGUGUAUUAUGUAUCAUCAUUGGAUUCAUCUUAUUCAAGACAAUGCCUAAUAACAAUAGCAAUAGUGAAGAUAUUAAGAUUUAUGAUGAUAAUACAGAAGAUUUUACAGGAUGGAAAUUGAUCCAUAGAGAUGUAUUUAGACGCCCUGUUUAUGGUGGAUUAUUAACUCCAUUCAUGGGAACUGGUAUUCAAUUGAUAUUUGUAUUUAGUGGUUUAAUAUGCGCAUUGAAGAUGAAUUGGUGCAAUCCUGUUCAGCCAGGUUCAUUGACUCGUUGGUUUACAUUAUUAUUUUUACUGGGAAGUGUGCCUGGUAGUUAUUGGAGUGCUAGAAUGUAUAAAGUAUUUCGUGGUAAAUCUUGGGUAUUAAAUAGUAUUCUUGUAAAUAUGAUAGCAUGGACACAUAAAUCUUCUUUAGCUAUUUCAUUAUCAGGUUGGCUAUCUCUGCUUUCAGUUUGGUUUUUUUGUCUAUUGCCCUUAACCUAUUUAGGAGCCUAUUUUGGUGAAAAAGCGGAUCGUAUUGAACAACCCUCACGAAUUACACAGAUACCACGCCUUAUACCUAGUAAGAAUUGGUAUCAAUUAAAUAUAAUUAGAGCGAUAUUAGGUGGUAUUAUCCCAUUCUCUAUUAUAUUUCUAAAUUGGCAUAAUUUCCUUGUAUCCAUAACAAGAGGAGAAUUUGCAAUGUCAAUAGAAGAUACUAUAUGGAAUUCUAUCUUAAUGAUAAUUGCUGUAUCAGAGAUAACAGUUAUAUUUAUCUUUUUACAGUUAUGUUCAGAGGAUCAUCAAUGGUGGUGGUCUUGUUUUAUGAUUGGGGCUUCACCUAUUAUUUAUUUAUUUGGUGUAUGUACUGGAACGAUAGGCUUUAUAAGUACAUAUUUAAUGAUUAGACGAAUUUAUUCGACUGUGAAGUCACCCACUGUUAAUAAACAUAAUGAUGUAAAGCUUUUAAUUGACAAGUUUCUUAAACACUUGGAUGGACGAGAAAAGUCAAUGAAGAUCAUUCAAUAUUUUUUAAAAGUCAUUCUUUUAUAUCGACCUCGACCCUUUAUUCACAACUUGACCAAUCAGCUUUCUCUUACUCGACAAUUAUUAUCUUUAGGGACAGCCAUAGAUGAUUUCCAUUCUCUUCAAAGACAACCUACAAACUUAUUCAUCCUUAACCGUAUCGUGAAUGCAAUUGCAGACGAUAUCUAUUGUCUUUGUCGUAUUAUCCAGCCUCGGAAUAAAAGGCUACAACAUUAUGCUGCCUUAAUAGCAGCCUAUUGUUGGUUUAUGAGUAUUCUAGUUAACCUAAAAAGACAAAUGAGAGAAUGGAGUCGAGAUCGAAUGAAUAAAGUAACUGUAUUGAAAUCAAUAGCUGAUUUAGUAUUUUGCGGCUGUGAUAUAUUUCAUCCCUCUUGUCAUGGACAGCUUCAAGCAUGGUCAGGGUUAAUAAGUGGUCUAUUGGCUGGCUAUAAAAUGGUGUUGGUGUAA
Cokeromyces recurvatus is the source of this 2223-nucleotide messenger RNA. Its product is annotated as Endomembrane protein 70-domain-containing protein. NCBI's taxonomy places the organism in Eukaryota, Fungi, Mucoromycota, Mucoromycetes, Mucorales, Mucoraceae. Gene Ontology annotation, biological process: protein localization to membrane; peroxisome fission. Bases 1 to 2223 code for a protein of 740 amino acids. Gene Ontology annotation, cellular component: peroxisomal membrane. The record is from RefSeq and is a predicted model, not a curated record. The transcript has 14 exons.